AUCAGUUAUCCCCAUCAAUCAGAUUUACUAAUAUUGUUUUAAACUUCAUAUAAUUAGUCUAUGAAAGGUUGUGAAGUUGAUAACCAGUGGAAUUAUUACUAUAAUUAUUACUUAGUAAGCACAAACUUAUAGAAACAGGUUUUUUUAUAUUCUUGACUAUAUCAUUAUUUUAUAUUUAAAUAUUAUCAAGAUUUAAAAUAUUCAUUUAAUCAGGAAUUGUAUUCAAAAGAUUAUAAUUAUUUGCAAACUUUUCAAAACACAGAAUUAAGUAAUAGACAGGAACAUGGCACACUCAACAGGGUCUGGAAACACUAUAAAAAGCGGUUUGAUUGAUUUUACGGCUGGUUCUCUCGGUGGGGUAGCUGUAGUUUAUGUUGGCCAGCCAUUGGAUACAGUAAAAGUUAAAAUGCAAACAUUUCCACACCUAUACAAUGGUAUGGUAGACUGUUUGAAACAGACAUUUAAAAAUGAUGGUGUUGUAAGAGGUUUAUAUGCUGGAACAACUCCUGCUAUAAUGGCUAAUGUAGCAGAAAAUUCAGUUUUGUUUGCUGCCUAUGGAUACUGCCAAAAAUUUGUUUGUAAACUCACUGGCACAGAGAAAGUAGAGCAACUAUCCACCAUGGGCAAUGCCUCAGCUGGGUUCUUGGCUGCCUUCUUCUCAUCAUUUACCCUCUGUCCUACAGAACUGAUCAAGUGCCAGCUGCAAGCGAUGAGAGAAGUUAAUGUGCAGGGUUCACAAACAGUUAUGAAGAUAACACCGUUGCAAUUAACACAACAGAUAUUUAAGGAAUAUGGUAUUCAAGGACUUUUUAGAGGUUUAGUGCCAACAAUAAUGAGGGAAAUGCCAGGGUAUUUCUUCUUCUUUGGGGGAUAUGAAGGUACGAGAGAGUUUCUAGCUAAGCCGGGUCAGUCGAAGGACGACAUCGGUUUCCUAAAGACGAUGGUAGCUGGUGCAGUGGGUGGCUGUGUUCUAUGGACCGUAAUAUUUCCAUCUGACGUCAUCAAAUCUCGGAUACAGAUAUCGAACAAGAAACAAAAAUUCCUUACAGUUGGAAUGGAUAUUGUGAGAAAUGAAGGGGCUCUGGCCUUAUUCAACGGAUUAAAACCGACACUGGUGAGGACAAUACCAGCCACAGCAGUACUCUUUGUGAUAUAUGAAUACUCAAAGAAAUUCAUGCAUCAGUCAUUUGGGGACUGAUUUUAUUGUUACUAUAAUCUGUGUAUAAUAUAUGUGUGUUAUAGAUUU
This is a messenger RNA of Pieris brassicae (large cabbage white), 1246 nucleotides long. RefSeq names its product mitochondrial ornithine transporter 1. NCBI's taxonomy places the organism in Eukaryota, Metazoa, Arthropoda, Insecta, Lepidoptera, Pieridae. The record is from RefSeq and is a predicted model, not a curated record. Gene Ontology annotation, biological process: mitochondrial L-ornithine transmembrane transport. Gene Ontology annotation, molecular function: L-ornithine transmembrane transporter activity. The coding region runs from base 284 to 1198 and encodes 304 amino acids. The transcript is spliced from 7 exons.